AUGGAACGGAAACGGAGUGGCCGGCGGUACUACAACAAGCGGAAAAAGACGUGGACGCAACAGUGCAAGGACUACUUGCGACAGUUCAUAGCUUUCCUGUUCAGCAACAUCGGCAUCAUUUGUCUGGUGGUCGGCUACACGAUCGCAGGCGCGUUCAUGUUCAUCUUCAUCGAGGGCGCUCCCGGCAACGCCAUAGCGGUCAUCGACCGGGUGGGAGCGAACCGCAGUGGGACGGCCGACAGGAUCUGGGACAUGGUGUGCUGCAACGCGUACUGCGAAGACGAGUGGAAGCGUGAGGUGCAGGUGCACCUCCGGUCGUUCCAGAGUCAUGUCAUCGAGGCCGUCCGCAACUUCAGCUACGAAGGCCCCAACAAGCAGAUGACCCGAUGGUCGUUUUCCGGAUCGUUCCUCUACUCGCUGUCCGUCAUCACCACCAUAGGCUACGGGAACGUGACUCCGCGGACGCUGCUCGGCAAACUGGCCACCAUAUUGUACGCGAUCGUGGGCAUGCCUUUGUUCCUAUUGUACCUGUCCAACAUCGGCGACAUACUGGCCAAGAGCUUCAAGUGGAUAUACGCGAAAUGUUGCCUGUGCCGGAACUGCAAGAAACGCCGAAAGCGCAUGUUGGCCAUACAGCGGAAGGAACAGUGGAAGAUGGAUAUGCGAGACUUCAAACUGAACACCGGCGUGCUCACUGAGGGCGAAGAGAGCGACGACGAGGGCACGACCGACGGAAGUUCCUCGUUAAGCUUCAACGACACGCAAGAGGUUACCGUGCCCAUCUCUUUGUGUCUAACCAUAAUGGUCGGGUACAUUUCCGGAGGCGCCAUACUGUUCUCCAAAUGGGAGUCCUGGGAGUUCUUCGACGGGUCGUACUUCUGCUUCAUAUCGCUGAGCACCAUCGGGUUCGGCGACUUCGUGCCGGGCAACAGCAUCACCGGCUCCGGCACCAGCAUCGGUACGAGCACCAGCACCGGUACCGGUACGGGUCCCGGUAACCGCAGCAGCGCCGGUACCGUUAUCGAGCUGAGCUUCAUACUGUGUUCCAUGUACCUGAUGCUGGGCAUGGCCCUGAUCGCCAUGUGUUUCAACCUGAUGCAACAGGACGUCGUGAUGAAAAUCCGGACGUGCACAGACAUCGUUCGGAGGAUCGGCAGGUGUAAGAACUGA
Molecule: messenger RNA, 1170 nt
Organism: Macrosiphum euphorbiae (potato aphid)
Lineage: Eukaryota; Metazoa; Arthropoda; Insecta; Hemiptera; Aphididae
Source: the annotation of a GenBank genome assembly